AUGUCUUCCACCGGCUCGGAUGCGGAGACUCCUACCGCCACGGUUGUUGCUGCCCCAACUCCGUCCUCAGGCAAACCAGAGUUCCAUCCUGCCCUUGCUGUCACCAAUAUCAAAAACAGCAUCCCUUUUGUCCUGGAGUCAGAAAAGGACCAUUAUGCUAUGUGGGCUGAAUUGUUUGCUACUCAUGCUAGGGCCACCCGGGUUAUUCACCACAUCAUUCCCCAACCUGGGAAGGACCGUCCUGCUCCGACUGAUCCGGCUCAUGAACAGUGGCAAACACUUGACUCUACUGUCCUUCAGUGGAUCUACUCCACCAUUUUCUUUGAUCUCCUUGCUACCAUCAUGGAGAAGGGCUCCACUGCUAUGGAAACAUGGAACCGUUUGGCUGCUAUUUUUUAG
Molecule: messenger RNA, 399 nt
Organism: Lotus japonicus
Lineage: Eukaryota; Viridiplantae; Streptophyta; Magnoliopsida; Fabales; Fabaceae
Exons: 1
Coding region: 1-399 (132 amino acids)
Source: RefSeq, a predicted model, not a curated record